CAGUUGUAGAAGGUGUUUUAUUGAUUUUGUGAUCAUCUUCAGGGCCUUGGUCCAGCCAGGGUCGAUUCUCGUGUAGUAUCGGUCCUCUGGGUGUCCGACGAGUCGUCGUUCUCUCUCUUCAGACCGAAUCCCCCACCCCCAAGAAUUACGUUUCGCAACACUUUCCAAACCUUGACGCCUUUAAGUUCACCUCCCAACUCUAACGGCGUCGCGGCUCCUCUCCUGUCGUGAAUAAAGUUCAAGGGCAAAGUUUAUCUAGGUAUUGAUGUUCUCGCGUUUUUGUAGAAGAUUGAUAUAGAAGUUCUUCCUCUCAUCAGCAAGUUAUCAUGCGAGCUGCUACGCUUUUUACCCUCUUGCUAUCACUCCCUUUGGCUGCAGCGGAUGUCGUGCAGUCGAUCGUGGACCAUAAUGCAGAGGCUUUCAGCCCCGAAACCAAUGCGGCUGGCGGAACGGCGAAAGGUAAUAUAUUGCUUUUUUAACAACGGACUCAUGCAAAAGCUAAAAGGAGAAUGAUGCAGAGCCAUAAAAACGGCUUGAGCGAAGGAGAUGGAGAAUUUUGUCUGAACAAAUUAUUGAUUCGUACCAAAACCAUCAAACUACCAGCAAUCCAAUUCUAACACAGAUUCCCGCUCUACAACGCCUACGUCGAAGCCGCAGCGUAUGGCUCCGAAGACCGCCAGUGUGAGCAAAGGUAUUCGUAUGCUAUUAAUUUUAAUGAUCCCGACCUACACAGGAGGUACGGAAGAAGAUAAGGAAAUAACGAAGGCAGAAACUUUCUUCAGCUGCUGCCGCAUCAGAAUACUAUUGUUCGCUAUUCGCCACAAGUAUCUCGGCUACACAACCACAGGCCAAACCACACCUCUCGCAGCUUCGAACCUGCAACCCGCGUCGUUUUCACAAAUUUCCCCCGUUCCCCAACUGCAGACCCUGUUCAGCAGCAAGGGCCGCUUGCAGCAAUUGAAAGAGGCCAGGAACAUCGCGGCCGCGGCGCAAAAUCACUACUACACCAUGGUCGAAGACCUCGCAUCUGAGCACAGAGUCACGACGAGCGACGUGCUGAUCACCAUCAAAUUCGACUCGCUGGACACGGACCACAGCGGUGUGCUGGAGGGGGAGGAGAAUACCGUGUGUCCAGCGGAGGCGGACUUGAACAACGACGGGAAGCUCGACUUCGCGGAACACGGCCAGUACUGCGGCAAGCGGAUGCUGAAGGGUGAUCAUGAUGCAGUGGCGUCGUUUACCCAGAGGGAGCAAAUCAACCAGAAGUUAGAGCACAAAUAUCAGCCCUGGAAAGCGCGGAUGCAGGACUUGGCAACUUACGAUGCCGGUCUUGCUGCUGAUCGUCCGGAGGUGGAGGUUAAAGAAGACGACACAGAUCCGGUAGCCCGGUUGAACAAAGCCGCCGACGACGGCUCUUUUUUUCCGUUCUUUAGCUGUUGUGGUUGGAGGUGAUUGGCAGCUUCGAAUCCGCAAUACGGCGAACAAAAAAAGAACACGAAGAAUGUACUAGAACAAGAAUCCUAAUAAAGUCGAAAAAUAAAAAAUGAAUCUUUGCCAAAGAAAUGGAUUCGAGUACGUUUUUGGAACAU
Messenger RNA from Amoebophrya sp. A120, 1589 nucleotides. NCBI's taxonomy places the organism in Eukaryota, Dinophyceae, Syndiniales, Amoebophryaceae. The record is from the annotation of a GenBank genome assembly.